UAGCAAUGAAAGCUGAAAGAGAAGCGAGGACUCUUGGAGGGAUUUACUAUAUUAAGUGAAAAAGUGUUAAUGGCUUACCUCAAAUUAGCAUAGUGUGGAUACGUUAUCCUGUUUCGAAUAAUUCAAAAGCAAAGAAGAGACUUCAAAGUAUAGCUGACCGAAGUUGACAAUCAUGGGUCAAUCUAGACAGUUUUGCCUCCUGUUUUGGAAAAACUGGGCCCUUGCCAAGCGUUCACCUGUGCGAACAUUUUUUGAGAUUGCAGUUCCACUAUUCUUCAUUCUAAUACUUGUUAUUUUGAGGGCAUUUGUGAUAAAGAAUGAGCAAGAACCUCCCAUAAAGUACAAACAGUUUACAGUUAACCAGUUACCUGAAGGACUAAUAGGAGAAAACUUUAACCUUGCUUAUGGACCAAACACCACUGAUGUAAAUGAAGUUAUGAGUAAAGUAGAUUUUAAAACAUUGGGAUUUAAUAAGAGUAAAGGUUUUGGAAAUGAGAACGAAAUGGUAGAUUUUCUUCUUGAAGACAAUGACAUUGCAUCAGAAUUUCUUGGUGGAGUUUAUUUUGAAAGUACGCCAGAGCAAAACAACGUUGUUUACAAGCUUCGACUGAACUCAAGAGCAAGAAAUAGUAAAACCAAAAUUAAAGCUUUUGGGAGCGACCCUUCAAAUUCUUGGAACACACAGUUAACUUUCAAUUCAUUUCAAAUUCCUGGUCCGAGGAACAAGAAUGCAACCCAUGGUGGACCACCUGAUUACUAUGAUGAAGGAUUCCUUGCAUUACAGAAUGCCAUCGAUAUGGCUAUUCUUAGAUACAGGGACAAGAAUUCAAGUGCCCAGAGUAUUGCCAUAAAGAUGCAGAGGUUUCCUUAUCCUGCAUACAUCAAAGACAGCUUCAUCCUUGUAAUACAACAAACUUUGCCUCUCUUCCUCAUAUUAUCCUUGGUCUUUACAGCCUUGUGUAUUGUGCGUGACAUUGUGCAUGAAAAAGAAAGAAAAUUAAAGGAAUCAAUGAAGAUGAUGGGUUUGGCUGGUUGGAUGCACUGGCUUGCAUGGUUUGCCAAAUACCUUCUCAUUCUCCUCGUCGCUGUUGUCUUUGCAAGUGUCCUCUUUACGAUCAAGUUUUCUUCCAAUGGCAAAGUCCUCAACCAAAGUUCUCCAACUCUAAUCUUCGUAUUCCUUCUCCUUUAUUCUAUCUCGUCCAUAAUGUUUUGUUUCCUUGUCAGCGUGUUUUUUUCCAAAGCUAACGUCGCUGCUGUUGCUGGUGGGUUCCUUUGGUUCCUUUCCUACACUCCUUACAACUUCAUUGCGCAAAGCUACGACACAAUGUCUCUGGGACUUAAAAUAGCAUCCUGCCUGCUUUCCAACUGUUGUAUGAGCAUCGGGUCUUUAUUGAUUGGCAAGUUUGAAGGUCGUGGAACUGGUGUCCAGUGGUCAAAUAUUUACGAAGGAGUAUCAGUAGAUGAUGAUAUGACUCUAGGAUAUGUGCUGUUGAUGUAUAUCGCAGAUAUAUUGCUCUAUGGAAUUAUUACCUGGUAUAUAGAAGCAGUAUUCCCAGGAGAAUAUGGAACUCCUCAACCGUGGUAUUUUCCCUGUACGUCUAGAUACUGGUGUGGUGUAAAUAAACAGCUUGAUGCAGAGUCUAAUGGUGUGGUUUCAAAUGGUGUAGUUUCGUCAGAGUUUCUGGAGAAGGACCCCUCAGGACUACACGCGGGAAUAAAGGUCCAGAAUAUCAAGAAGUCGUUUUCUACUGAAAAAGGAGAAAAAGUUGCAGUAGACGGUGUUAACCUCAACAUGUACCAAGGUCAGAUCACAGCUCUUCUUGGUCACAAUGGAGCAGGCAAGACAACACUGAUGUCGAUGCUCACUGGACUCUUUUCGCCGACUUCAGGAACAGCACUUGUCAAUGACUGUAACAUCAUUGACAACAUGGCUGGCGCACGAAGUAGUUUAGGUCUUUGCCCUCAGCAUGACGUGCUGUUUGAUCGUCUGACGGUGGAAGAACACUUGUGGUUUUUUGCUAUGCUCAAAGGCUGUCCACGAAGAAGGGUGCAGUCUGAGAUCGAUAAAAUGAUAGACAGUGUUGGUCUGUCAGAUAAACGACACGUGCAAACUAGAGCUCUUUCUGGUGGCAUGAAGAGGAAGCUAUCGGUGGGAAUUGCUCUUAUAAGUGGCUCCAAGGUCGUUAUGCUCGACGAACCAACAUCAGGAAUGGAUCCCUCAGCUCGCCGCUUUACCUGGGACCUACUCCAACAGCAACGACAAGACAGAACGAUCCUUCUGACCACGCACUUCAUGGACGAAGCCGACUUCCUUGGARACAGAAUUGCCAUCAUGGCCGAAGGGCAAAUCAAAUGCUGUGGUAGUUCUCUGUUUCUGAAGAACAAAUACGGGGUAGGGUAUCACAUGGCUAUCGUCAAGGCAACUCUUUGUGAUGUGCCUCUUGUUAAUGCGAUUGUUCAGAAGUAUGUGCCAACUGCACAGCUGGAGAGUAACAUCGGUGCGGAGCUGACAUUCAUCCUUCCUAGUGAAGCUACAGGGAAUUUUGAGCCGCUUUUCACAGAAUUGGAGUCACGUCGACAGGAACUGGGCAUCAAUAGUUUUGGUGUCUCUGUCACUACCAUGGAAGAAGUGUUUCUAAAAGUCGGCGAAGAGAUGGAUGAUUCUCUCACGAAAGCCCUUCAAAAUGAAGAAACUGAUACCAUAAACAAUGGAGCAGAUGAUGAUGAUGACAAUGAUUUUCGAAUUGAGGUUGAUGAUACUAAUACAAUGGGUGUGAUCAGUGAAGGGUCAUGCCAAGUUAAUGCAGAACACAACUGCAACAUGCAACUGGGCUUUCAACGCUGGUACGCCAUGUUCAUUAAGCGUUUUCUCCACUCCAAACGAAACCGCCUGUCAAUCAUUCCUCAACUCCUUCUACCGUUGAUUUUCACACUGUUUGCUCUGAUAAGUGCGAAGACCUUUCCACAGCCCGGGGAUGCACCGCCUCUAGCUCUGAACACCACAUCGUUUGGGAAGAAUUUUGUACCGUUUAGCUUUGUACCCAAUAACAGAACGAAAAUCCUUGCAAAAGAGUUUAAAGAUCAGUUUAAAGGAACAGAUACCAAGGCGAUCCGUGUCAACGGUGACAUGUCACAUUAUUUACUCAAAGAGCCAGAUGAUGUUGGACAGGGAGACUUCAACCUUCGGUACCUGGUCGCUGCAUCGUUUACCAAUAAAACACAAGAAACAGAAAUCACCGCUUGGUUCAACAAUCAACCCCUACAUGCUGUUGCAAUCACCUUGGCAACAGUCCAUAACGGUUUAAUCAAAGCAAUAUCUGGUGAAAACUCUUCGUUGACUACCAUUAACCAUCCUCUGCCAAGAACAACUAAAGACACGAUCGAUGACCUGAAAAGAAAUGGCCUUGGUUUUCUCAUCUCGUUCAACGUCCUGUUCGGCAUGGCUUUCUUGGCCUCGAGUUUUGUAGUGUUCCUUGUACAAGAAAGAUCUAACAAGGCCAAACACGUGCAGUUUGUCAGCGGUAUUGACCCACUCAGCUACUGGACGUCUGCUUACGUGUGGGACCUCAUCAACUACCUCGUGCCAGCUCUGUCUCUUCUCAUUCUCCUCGCUGCGUUCGACGUACCAGCCUAUAAUGGUCCAAAUCUUGGCUACACUUUUCUUCUGCUCAUGAUUUACGGCUGGGCAAUUAUUCCUUUGAUGUACUUGUUCUCAUUUGUUUUCACAACGGCAGUGUACGCGUUCGUUGUCUUGACGAUAUUUAAUAUUGUGACGGGACUGGCAACCUUGAUGACAGUGUUUAUUCUUGAAAUACCUGGAGUGGGCGAGAGGGACGCAGCUAAUGUUCUCAAAUGGGUUUUCCUUAUUCUCCCUAACUACUGCCUCGGCCAAGGAUUGGGAGACAUCUUCAAUAACUAUAAUACUUUGUCUGUUUUUAACCAAGCCAUGCGUGAAUGCAAAGAAAUGUUCCCUUACUUGACAAUUGAUGAGUGUAAGAAGUUGAUCAAAGAGAAAGCAGGUGAUUAUCCCAUAGAGUUUCAAGAAAACUAUCUGUCAUGGGAGAAUCCAGGGAUUGGUCGAUACCUCGUGUUCAUGGCGUGGGAAGGAAUAUUCUUCUUCCUUUUGGUACUCCUCUUCGAAUCGGGUCUCCCGCGUCGGUUCUAUCUAUCUUUGCGCUCUUCAUUCUCUAUGUCUUUAAAGGUGAUGCGUCCAGGAGACAUUUACUCUAGUAGUGUGGUUGAAGACGAUGACGAUGUUUUUGCUGAGAAGAGAAGAGUUGCUGUUGGUUCGGACAAUCAAGAUGUUCUUGUUAUAAGAGAGCUAUCCAAAGUCUACCCGGGAAGGAGAGGGCGUGGUCCUCUGAUCGCCGUCAACGACCUAUCCCUGGGGGUACCCCUCGGGGAGUGUUUUGGCUUGCUGGGUGUCAAUGGCGCUGGUAAAACGACUACCUUCAGGAUGCUUACCGGUGAUGAAAUGAUGACGUCUGGGACGGCUGUGGUGGAUCAUUUCGAUAUACGAAGCAACAUGGAACAGGUUCGCCAGCGUGUUUUUUUUUGCCCUCAGUUCGAUGCCCUGAUAGGUCACAUGACCACUCGUGAAAUGCUCUACAUGUACGCACGUCUACGUGGCGUGCCAGAGAUCGAUAUCCCGCACACUGUAGAAAAUUUAAUGCGUUCACUCUUGUUGAGUAAUCAUGCUGAUAAGCUUACGAAGUCUCUUAGCGGUGGAAACAAGCGUAAGCUCAGUACAGCUAUCUCUCUAGUUGGUAACCCACCUGUGGUAUUCUUAGACGAACCCACCACUGGUAUGGAUCCUGUAGCUAAACGACUCCUGUGGAACGCGCUGUGCCGAGUACGGGCCGAUGGACGCUGCAUUAUUAUCACCUCACACAGCAUGGAAGAAUGUGAUGCUCUCUGCACCCGUCUUGCCAUCAUGGUCAACGGUCGUUUCAAGUGUCUAGGAAGUCCACAACACCUCAAAACAAAAUUUGGUGAAGGCUACACCCUUAUAUUAAAGAUAGCUAACCCAGAUCAACUACCAAGACUCAAGGAGUACAUCGAGGAGGUAUUUCCUAGAAGCAUUCUAAAGGACGAGCACCUUGGAAUGGUACAUUAUCACAUAACCGACAUGAGUAUAUCCUGGGCGAAAAUAUUUGGGGAAAUUGAGAGGAUUAAACUGGAUUAUGAUAUUGAGGAUUAUACAAUCAGUCAGACGUCGCUUGAGCAAGUGUUUUUGAACUUUGCACGAGGGCAAAGAUUAGAAGAUCAAUAAUUGAUGACGGGUGUCAUCACCAUGUUCAUAAUAGUUAUUAUAAAGGUCUUAGUUCAAAUCACAUUGCAAAUUUGGAAUUGCACUGUGCUCAGUCUUCCCUGCUAGCAGAAAAUUGCCAGCGAGGGAGAAAAUACCGCCAGCUGGAGAAAAUAUUAUCUGCCAAGAAUCGCUGGUUAGGGAGACUCUGCUAGCAGGGAACGGUCAAUCAUUCCAUCAKUUUUUUAUUAUUUAUUUUUAAUAAAUAUAAAUAUAUUAAUUCUUAACUAUUGUUACAAUAAUUGCACUAGUGAUUAUCUAAAUGAGCUUUAACAGUUUUUCUCAUGGAACAUGUCCCUAGUCCAUUGAUGGUCUAAGAGGCAUGACUACCGAAUGAUUAAUGAUUGACAGCCAAAUGCCAAAUUUGCAGUGUGAUUUGAAACUAGCACCAUCGCAUAGUUAUGAACAAGGUUUUAAAAGAGGAUGCGAUAGUGAGCUUGGUGCCUUUUUUAACUGUAGGACAAACUGUGCAUAGGGAGCAUGGAUGUUUAUACAGAAGGUAGUCGAGAAUGUAUUUUGAUUUUGAGUGCACAUCAUGAUUUAGAAUACAAACACUAAAAGUGUGCAACACUGCACUAUUUAGUAGUAAAUAGUGCUAAUUAAACAAUAGAAAACAAUAGGAUUAGCAUAAUU
Messenger RNA from Actinia tenebrosa (Australian red waratah sea anemone), 5941 nucleotides. Its product is annotated as phospholipid-transporting ATPase ABCA3. Gene Ontology annotation, biological process: transmembrane transport; lipid transport. Gene Ontology annotation, cellular component: membrane; intracellular membrane-bounded organelle. The record is from RefSeq and is a predicted model, not a curated record. Gene Ontology annotation, molecular function: ABC-type transporter activity; ATP binding; lipid carrier activity. NCBI's taxonomy places the organism in Eukaryota, Metazoa, Cnidaria, Anthozoa, Actiniaria, Actiniidae.